UCGAACUGGUGUGGUGGGGUCGCUCAUUCAGUCAGUUCGGUCGGUUUCAGUUCCAUCGAGUUUUCAGUUUCGCGUUUUCAGUAGAGAAAAGCACUCGCUGCUGGGUGGACGUGGAUUUUCGUUCGUUCCUCUCUUAUUGCGUAUACCGGAAGAAGGUGUUUUAUAGAGUGGAGUUUCUGGAUGUGAAUGUGUGCAGCAACAGCAGCGCACCUAGGAAGAAGAGCUCUAUAUUCUCAUUCGCCACCCUCUGAGUUGGUUUGAUUUUCUUUCUUUUUCGGGAGAUUUUUCGUGUUUGUCUGACUCGGUCGAAGGUGUGUUACUUUUUGGUGAUUUCCUUUGUGUUUCGUGCGGGGUGUGUGCUCCUUCGGCGUGAAUCCUGAAGAAAAGCAGUUGUGUUUUCGGUGAUUGCUUCUGUUGCACGUUUUCAGGGACUCGUCGAUUCUUCUUCAUCUACUGUUCACGGAAAGAAGAAGUGCUUGGUGUAACAAGGAUUAGAGCAAGGGCAGCCCGACACAAGAUUUUGUGACGACCAAGAAAAGCAGUCGAAUAAGUGCUUGAAGGAUAAACGCAGCUGUAGGAAAGGAUCGUGAAAAGAGUGCCGCCGGUCGAAAGCUGAGUGAAAAUCUGAUUUUUCGCCUGUCGUAUUUGAACAUACACACACACACACGCGUCGUUAUUCCCGUCUAUACUAGUUUUGCGUGCAAAGGUGACCACCACCACUACCACCGCACCGCUAUAACCAUUUCUCCACCGUCGUCAUCAUAUCCCGCAGUGAAAACGAGUGGAAUCGUGCCCGCUGGGUUUUUGGGUGAUAGCUAAAUAAUUGAUUGAAAGUGAUUGGUCCCUAGGCGGACAGAAGGAAAACCGGGGAAAAAAAAGUUGAGUGUAAUUUCUCCGUGCGUGAAACGAGUGACCACAGGAGCAGCGGUGUCACAGCCCCAAGCGCGCUGUAGGUGCCAGAAAGCAUCGAAAAAGCAUCGGGCUGAAGUGGUGAAGGCGAAGAGGUGCUCCCAUAAAUAUUGAUACUACAGUGUGGUGUUUGGACGGUCAUGCUAUAAGGAUAUGGGACAGCAGGCAGUUUAUGAGCUUCUGUUUGUGUAUUGAUGUUGACGUAAUCAACGUGUCGUCUCGAAAGAAGAAGAAGAAACAGCGCUAGACGGCUCCCACGGGAAGAUGCCGUCAGGGAGUGUCCACCGGACAGCGAGGAUAACGAGGACCACCACCGACACCGUCGUCAACUCCACUGGCGUCGCUUCGCUAGAGACCUCGACCCGUCGGCAACGAAGAAGACGGUCCUGCUGUCCAGUCCAGCAAUGCCGGCAAGGGUUAGCGACGGCACUGCAAGCGACAGUGGUGGGGAGUGUUUUCCUAGUAUUGGUGGUGCUACAACUCCUGACGCCGCCGGUCACGGGUCAAUCCAAUCCGCCGCAAACAUGUCCUCAGGCGGGCGAAAUCAGCCCGUGUCAGUGUCAGGUGAAGAAGAAUGGCCUGGACAUCCUGUGCGAAGCGACCGACGUGCAGCACAUUACCAGGGCGAUGAGCGCGUUGAAAGGAAAGAAUCCCAUUAUCUUCUAUCUGAAGCUACGACAUAACAAUCUGCCUAAACUGCAGGGAUUUGUGUUCCUCUCGCUCGAUAUUCGACAUCUUACCAUCCACAAUAGCAGUUUGGCCGCCAUAGAGGAAACUUCGUUAAGCUCGUUGGGACGCGGUUUGACGCAGCUGGAUGUUUCCCAAAACCAGCUGUUAACGGUUCCAUCGAGCGCCCUGAAGAAUUUGCAUCACUUGCUGAUCCUGAACCUGAAUCACAAUCGAAUUUCGGUAAUCCACAACCGGGCGUUCGAGGGACUGGACACUUUGGAGAUUUUGACCAUCUACGAGAACAAGUUGACGUCUAUCGAGCCGGAUGCCUUCCGCGGAUUGGACAAAAAACUGAAACGUCUCAAUCUCGGUGGCAACGACCUGACGUCCGUCCCGCAAAAAGCCCUCUCCAAGUUGGACAUGCUUCGAAAGUUGGAGCUCCAGGAAAACCGUCUAAAAACCAUCAAGGAGGGUGACUUUGAAGGUCUUUCGAAUCUGGAUGCCCUCAUCCUGGCCCACAAUCAGCUCACCGAGGUACCGGCACGCGUUUUUAGUCAUUUGAUUCUGCUCAACUCGCUGGAACUGGAGGGAAAUUCCAUCUCCUACAUCGAUAAGGACGCCUUCGAGGGACUGGAAGAAAAUCUCCAGUACCUUCGCCUUGGCGAUAACAAUCUGCACCGCAUUCCGAGCGAAGCACUUCGACCGUUGCACCGUUUGCGGCAUUUGGAUCUCCGCUCGAACAACAUUUCCUCCAUUAACGAGGAUGCUUUCAUCGGAUUCGGUGAUUCGAUUACGUUCCUGAAUCUGCAGAAAAAUGACAUCAAAGUGCUGCCGGCGUUGGUGUUCGAGAACCUGAACUCGUUGGAGACGCUGAGUAUCCAAAACAACAAGCUGACGCGCAUACCGGAGGAAGUGAUGGAACCGAUCAUGGACUCGCUGCGUGUGGUCGACAUCAUGGAUAAUCCGUUGAUCUGCUCGUGCGAGCUGGCCUGGUUCCCGAACCUGCUGAGAGACUUAAAGAACCGCGACGACGAGAUGACCCAGAAGAAGCGCCCCAUGUGUACGAUGGCCAACGAGCACCGGGAGUACUACGUGCAGACUAUGCCGCUGGAGCGGAUGAACUGCGUCGGCAAAAAGUACCAAACGUCGUCGCUGAGCGGUAGCGGGGCUACCGGACUGCUGGCGGCCCCGGUGGCCACCAGCUUCGUCGUCGGGCUGGUGCGGGUGGUUUGCCGAGAUUACCGCCACUACCACUAGGAAGCGGGGUAGUAGCUAGCUACUGCUCUAUUUCCCUCCGUUCGCUAACCGGACGGAAGACGACUAGGAGGUAAGUGAAGGUGAUUUCCACUGACUGGGACGACGAUGCCGGAACGAUGAAAUACGAGAAGAACAACUACAGUGUGGCACAGCGAAGCGGAAAAUACAAAUGUUGCUUUAUUUUCUCGUGUGGGCUUUUGUUCGCUUUUGUGUUGGCGCUUUUGUUUCUGGGAGUUUUGAGACUGGAAUGAGGCGGGAGGGGGAGUGGGGGAAGGUGGCAGUCAAGGAUGGUCCCUCCACCCCGGGCGGAGGGAAGCGUGGUUCGAGACGAAAGUUGGCAAACUGUUCGAGUGGACUAGCUGACCUGUAUCAGGAGUGCGAGCGCAGCCAGAGUUUAGCAUAAUUACUAGAAUUAAACCCGGAACCGGAACAGAUAUAGGAUUACGGACGGUAAAAAAACAGAAGCAGGACAUUCAGGAAAAAGUCUCACGUGCGACUGAGAAAUCCGGAUCAGGUUAGAGCAAACACAGCAGAGAGAGAUAGAGAGCUAGAAAUAUAAAUCAACACUACCCAAGAGGCAAGAUGAAGCAUCACAUUACCAAAAAGUCUUUCAAUGGAAAUAAAAUGCACUGGAACAAUGUGCUUUUCA
Aedes albopictus (Asian tiger mosquito) is the source of this 3484-nucleotide messenger RNA. RefSeq names its product slit homolog 1 protein. The record is from RefSeq and is a predicted model, not a curated record. Gene Ontology annotation, cellular component: plasma membrane. Lineage: Eukaryota; Metazoa; Arthropoda; Insecta; Diptera; Culicidae. Bases 1174 to 2835 code for a protein of 553 amino acids. Gene Ontology annotation, molecular function: protein binding. The transcript has 10 exons.